AGUAGUCGUCUAAUUUCAUGAUGAAAACAAUCUACGAUGAAGAUCAUAGAGGCUGCUCACUGCAGAGCCAUGGGUGGAGCGUGAAGUCUCUGGACGUCCAGCCCCUUCUCUAGAUGUAAUUUGGGCGUAAUGGGUAGAGCUAGAAGGUCCAACCACACCCUAACCCUACCCAUAACUCUAUCCCUCCACCCAUUAGAUCCACAGAGGUGGAGAUGGACUUGGUCAAGCUCAAACCAAGACGUCCAGAGAGGGAGAGCUGGACGUCAAUUGGCACCGCUUGGAUCGUGCUUCGUUCUCCAAAGCGCAUCAGAGUACUCUUCAAAAUCCGAGCUGGAAUACGAAUUUGGUGACUAUCGUGGCAAGUUCUGUAUGGACGAUCAAGGUUUUGUUUAUGGCAUCGGAGAAGUUUAUUAUCCGAGCUCCACAGCGUGUCCCUGCACCUGCACAGAGGAUGGACCCGUGUGUGUCAAACCCAAGUGCCCGCGGAUACACCCGAGAUGCACGCGCAUCAAAUACAAGUCGUGCUGUCCCGUGUGUGAAGCCGUCAGUAAAGUUUGCGUGUAUGAAGGAAAAACUUACAGAAUGCUGGAGGAAUUUAGGUUGUCACCCUGUGAGCGUUGCCGGUGUGAAGUCAACAGAGAAGUUUACUGCACCAUAUCCGGCUGUCCUGCCUUACAUUGUGUAAAUCCUGUAUAUGAGCCCAACCAUUGCUGUCCUGUGUGCAGAAGCGGGCCAAACUGCUUUGCUGGAAAUCGCGUGAUCUCAGCUGGAGAACGUGUGGAGAUUGAUGAGCAGACGGUGUGUUUCUGCACCUACCAGGACGGAACGUGGCAGACGCACCCUCACGCUACCUGUGAGGAGCGCCAGCAAACAGACAAUGAAGCCACUAACUCCGACAACACAUCCAAACAGAUGGAGGAGCAGGAGAAGGAGAAAGAGAGAGUGUUCUCGCCCAGGCUGGAUGUCAUCCCGUGAAGGGAAGUGUGCCUGGCACCAGCUCUCCUGACAGGCAGGAGGGGAUGGAGUGCCCAGGGUAAACACAACCUGCACUGGGAUAACGGCCAAUGCUGACCUCUACAGCCAACCUCACCACCCCCCAUGCAAUAGCAAUAUCACAGUGUUCCAUAACUCUAUAUAUGUACACUACCAUUCCAAAGAUUGGGUUUCCACAAGCAAGCACAACUGUUUUCAACUUUGAUGAUAAUACGAAAUAUUUCAUGAGCACCAAUUCAAGAUGUUAGAAUGAUUUCUGAAGGAUCAUGUGACACUGAAUGAUGCUGAAAAUUCAGCUUUUAAAAAUACAUUUUAAAAUAGAAAACAGUUAUUGUAAAUUGUAAUAAUAUUUCACAACAUUACAGUUUUUACUGUAUUUGUGAUCAAAUGGUAAGACUUUCAAAAACAUUAAAAAGUCCUGCCUGCCCCAUACUUUUGACCGGUAGUGUAAAUGUGUGUAUAUUACUGUAUAUCAUUUUGACUACUUAUUAAGACGCAGUUAUACAGCAUUACAUUUAAAUAUAGCAUUGUAUUUUUAAAAACGAUCUCCCAUUUUUCCAUCUCGUUCAUGUUGUUGAAUUUUUGGUUGACUUCUAAAUGUUUUAUUCUAUGGCCAGUAUGAUGAGUUUAAGUAAUAAUUUCAGUGUUCAUUCUAACAGAUUUUACAAAAAGUCUUGCUGUAUUAGAUAUAACCAGUAAAAUGUUGUUCUCCAUAAAGACGAUUUGUUUAGAUGGGAAGUGGAGCAUGCAAUUGAAACACCCAUUUUCAAAGGGCUGGUCAAAUGGAAACAUAUAAUUUAUGUAUUAAAACACCUCAGGUUUGAGUAUUUUCUGCUUGUUUGAACAUCUGAAUCAUUGCAUCUUUGAUGUUUUGUUGAUUUUACCUCACUAAUUUACAAAAUGCAUGUAAACAUAAUGACAACAUUGUAUUUAUGAAUUAAAAACAUGACAAUUUCUUUCAGUUUAAA
Messenger RNA from Megalobrama amblycephala (Wuchang bream), 1961 nucleotides. RefSeq names its product von Willebrand factor C domain-containing protein 2-like. Gene Ontology annotation, molecular function: protein binding. Lineage: Eukaryota; Metazoa; Chordata; Actinopteri; Cypriniformes; Xenocyprididae. The transcript has 4 exons. The coding region runs from base 130 to 975 and encodes 281 amino acids. Gene Ontology annotation, biological process: negative regulation of BMP signaling pathway. Gene Ontology annotation, cellular component: AMPA glutamate receptor complex. The record is from RefSeq and is a predicted model, not a curated record.